This is a messenger RNA of Salvia splendens (bonfire salvia), 1547 nucleotides long. Its product is annotated as pentatricopeptide repeat-containing protein At1g10910, chloroplastic. The transcript has 4 exons. Bases 72 to 347 code for a protein of 91 amino acids. NCBI's taxonomy places the organism in Eukaryota, Viridiplantae, Streptophyta, Magnoliopsida, Lamiales, Lamiaceae. The record is from RefSeq and is a predicted model, not a curated record.
GAUCACGCCGCGUAUACACCUUCCAUGGGCGAGCGGAUCUCUGUGUCUCUUUGAGGAAAUCUCUCGGUUCAAUGGGUGCAUAUUCAGAAGCAUUUUCAGUGUAUACUAUGCUGAAAUAUAGUAAGAGAACGAUGAAUAAGGCCAUUCAUGGAAAAAUUUUACACAUUUUACUUUCAGGUGGACUUCUUAAAGAUGCAUAUCUAGUUGUCAAGGAUAAUGCAGAGUUAAUCCCUAAGCCAGCCAUUAAGAAGUUUGCUAUCUCCUUUAUGAGGAACGGCAACAUAAACUUAGUAAAUGAUGUGAUCAAGUCUAUUCACAACUCAAACUACAAGAUUGAUCAGAUUUAGUUUCAGGAUAUAUUUCACUUGGCCAUUUCCCGUUACAUUGAGCAACCCGAAAAGAAAGACCUGCUUCUUCAUUUGUUAGUGGAUGCCUGGUCAAGGUUAUGCUGUUGAUUCAACUACAAGUGAUAUGAUACUCAAGAAUUCACACUUCUUUGGGCACCAUUGAAUUGCAGAAUUAAUGUAUAAGCAUCAUACCGUGUUGAAGAAAAAUAAAUUACGUAGAGAGGAGCAACGGAUGAACAAGAGUUCUUAGCGUUAAAGGUGUGCUUUAUAUGCAUGAUAUAUAGGCGUUACCUUUAUCCUAGUAGUUAUUAUUUCCAUGUUUAUCUUUAGUAGAUUUGAUUUAAUCUCUAUAAAUACUUGUCAAAGAGGUACCCAAGGGAUCAAUUAGUUUGUGCCCGAGUGCUGUGAUGGUUAGGAUUUUGUUCAUUUCUUGGUUAGGGUGGUUUGUUCCUUUCUUUUCUUUAUCAAUUUCAGUUUUCUAUAUUUUAUUCCAGAUUUCUUUAUCUACGGUUCAAUAUGUUUCAUAUGCAUCUUUAUUUUCGAAUGUGAGUCCGCAUUUCACUCCGUAUCAGCUUAAAUUUUAUAUGCCAUGUGUUAAGAUGAAUGCAAAGGUUGACUUAAUGAAGAGGUACUUAAAACUGGUUCCCAGGCAAAACCUUCAGUUUGGAACUUAGCUUUGUAACCUUUUGCAUUCUGAUGACUAUAUAUUAGUCAUAUCUUGUACUGGCUGCUGCAUAUCUUGAGCUCCCACAAUUUCCUUACUGUGCGUGCAAAGUUUUCUCCCAGUGAAAGUGGAUGCGGUGGAUGGAUCGAUCUAUAAUAUAAUGGUAUGAAAAGUUCUCUUGCAGAUGGAAAAUGGAAAUCUGCCAUUUUCUGGAUUUUUUUGUCAUGCCAAAAGUGGCCUUGGUCUCUGCACAAGCUACAAUUUUCUUGUUCCAGUAGUUUAAGGAAUGCUACUUACUGCAUGCCAUGACUCAAGUAGGAUAACACUAGUAAUAGCUUCAAACUAUUUACCAGUUUAUAUUUGUAAUUUCUUCAUACAGUUUCAAAUUAAAACUACUCCGGUGAUGUUAAAUUUUGAGAAAUGGCCGGUCAUGUAAGAAAUUUGAUUUACGAUUCAUAGCAAUUGACUGGGUUUUUUUCUAUUUUUGUUCUAGAAUAGAGUUAUCAUUCCUCGUUUGUACUGGACUUUUUUUUUGU